This is a messenger RNA of Zea mays, 1504 nucleotides long. Its product is annotated as transcription factor MYB16. The record is from RefSeq and is a predicted model, not a curated record. Bases 201 to 1334 code for a protein of 377 amino acids. NCBI's taxonomy places the organism in Eukaryota, Viridiplantae, Streptophyta, Magnoliopsida, Poales, Poaceae. The transcript is spliced from 2 exons.
AAGCAACCCAACAUAAGGGCAUUUAUGACACGAUAAGGAAUGGAAAAUUCAGUGCUCAUACCUCCUAUCAUACUACAGAUUUAUAGCAGUGGCAGUGUGGCUUGUCGUUUUCUCAUCCUGCUCUAUUUAGCCUUCAGCACCUCUGAACUCAGCUGUCAGCUCGAGUUCAGAAAAAAAAAUUAACAAAUCACACUGCUUUAAUGGGGCGAUCGCCAUGCUGUGAGAAGAUUGGACUGAAGAAAGGCCCGUGGACACCGGAGGAGGAUCAGAAGCUGCUUGCCUACAUUCAGGAGCACGGACAUGGGAGUUGGCGAGCAUUGCCUGUGAAGGCGGGUGAGUAUUCUACCAUCUUCCCAAUGAACAUUGUUCGUGAGAUCUCGACCAACAGUCUUGCAGGCUUGCAGAGGUGUGGGAAGAGCUGCAGACUGAGGUGGACAAACUACCUGAGACCGGACAUCAAGAGGGGCAAGUUCAGCUUGCAAGAAGAGCAGACCAUCAUCCAGCUUCAUGCUCUUUUAGGCAACAGGUGGUCGGCCAUUGCAACCCAUCUACCAAAUCGCACGGACAAUGAGAUCAAGAACUACUGGAACACACACCUCAAGAAAAGGCUGGCCAAGAUGGGGAUCGAUCCUGUCACCCACAAAUCUAUCAGUGGCACUCGCAUUGGCACCACAAACGACAAAUCAACCAAGGCCGCCGCAAGCCUCAGCCACAUGGCACAAUGGGAGAGCGCCCGCCUCGAGGCUGAGGCACGGCUGGCUCGAGAAUCGAAGAUACGGACAGCAACGCCAACACCAACUGCUCUCCAUGCGCAGCCAACGAUACUACCUGCCUCUGCUGCUUCUCCAUGCCUUGACGUGCUUCAUGCAUGGCAGGGUGCAAAGAUAGACCUGGAGUCUCCAACCUCCACGCUGACGUUUACAGGGAGUAAUAGUGGAACGCUGCCAACCCCCAGGACCAAUAGACUAGACGUAUCAGAAAGCAACUGUGCAGUGUGGCAUCAGAGGAGUGAUGACUUGGAGGAUGAAGAAAACGAUUGGCAGAUCUUCAGCAAGCACCAAUUGCUGGAACUCGACAGCAAGGAGAGGGAAGAGGACUUCAUUGGUUGUGAGGAGCCGUGGUUCUCAGAGAUGGCUGGGGUUGGAGCUGGCUUCACUGGCAUGCUGCUUGGUGUAUCCAAUGAGCAUGAUGCAUCAGAAUGCUGGGGUGAGUCCAAUAAUGGCCAAACUGAGCGCAGCAACCAAGCAUCAGAUGAGGAGGACAAGAAUUAUUGGAAUGGUGUCCUUGACAUGGUAAACUCAGAGCUGACACCCAAGUCGCCUCCAUUUGUCUAGACUCUAGAAUACAGUCCCCUCCGUUUUAUUUCAAGUACUCCUGAGCAAAAUCUAUUGGAUCAUCUCAAGUCAAAAGAGAAACAGAACAAGCACUACAAAUAAAUGCUGCAUGUGCUACAACAAUAUGUUUUUUUUGUCCAUGCAUGUGAAAGUGAAAUAAUUAACUAUUG